Molecule: messenger RNA, 3180 nt
Organism: Cryptococcus wingfieldii CBS 7118
Lineage: Eukaryota; Fungi; Basidiomycota; Tremellomycetes; Tremellales; Cryptococcaceae
Product: WEE/WEE-UNCLASSIFIED protein kinase
Exons: 3
Coding region: 1-3180 (1059 amino acids)
Biological process (GO): protein phosphorylation
Molecular function (GO): ATP binding; protein kinase activity
Source: RefSeq, a predicted model, not a curated record
AUGACUUCCCAUCCCACCUCUGCUUCCCUCACCACUCCCUACACCUCUACUUUCCGCCAUCAUCUCUCCCCCGAGCACGUCCUGCCAAAGUCUAGAUCUGCCGGGCCAAAAUUCAUCAGCCAACCUCAGAGACAAAACAGCUCUCCCACACCCACCGAGAAGGAAUGGGAAGAGGGACGUCUCAUCGAUAGACCACAGUUGGGAUGGGUCGAGGGGCGGGACUGGACCCCACCGAUGCAGAUACGGGGCGAACACAUGGAAGGACGCCUUCUGGGGUCACUUCAGCAUAGUCUUGGUAGACGAGAUACCGAGGGCUCGGCAUCGUCGAUGGAGUUUAGCGGCAGCGGCACGAGUUCCAAUUCGCUCUUAUCGCUCGGGCGCAGCUCGCUAGAACACCACCCGCGACCUUCAAUCGUGACAAAGUGGGACGAGGAGACGGCGGAAAUGGAGUGUGAAGAGGGAACACCAGCGAGGGACGACGACGAGAACGUCUCCCCCACAAGUAAAUUCUCCAUGUCGCAAACAUUCUCGCCUUUCAGUGAAGACGCUGGGCUUCCAUCGCCCACCGACAUGUCCAGUCUUGCCGACAGCCAAGCCACCAUUCAGUCCUUCUCUGUAGAAUCACCAUUCAGUCUCAACACUGCCCAAUCAUCCUCCCACUCUCGAUCCGGCUCUCGCUCUGGAUUCCUUCCGCGUCUUCUCAUGAACAAGCGAAAGAGUUCAGUGACUCUCAGGGAAGAUAGUGCGCGGAAUGGGCCGAGGGCACCGAAUGUGACGGAGGACGAGGACAUGAUGACGGACGUGGAAGAGCAAUCACCUCAACGCUCUCGCUCGCGAAGCUUUUGGGAAAAGGCCAAAGCCGGGGCUUCCCGCAGUCCGUUCGACGGGGGCUUGAUGAGUGGCUCUUUCGGCCUUGGCAUAGAACUCGGCCCUCGUAGAGCUUCAAAGACCGUCACCGUUGGCGAAGAGAACGGCUUGUCCAUUUCCCUGGCGAGUGACUCUAGCAACGACUCGGACUUUUCACCUUCCAAAUCCGUGUCCUCUCGCCCAUCUACGAAUAUCCUCGCGAGACCUCCCAGUAUUGCCACCCUUCCUCCUCUUCCCUCUUUCAACAGACGCACUUCAGCACCGGACGCUGUGACUCGACCUGCCUUGCCUCGGCGAACGUCCGCUGUGGGCGCCAUGCUUCCUCGCCUGCCCCGCACGAGCUCUCCUUCCAUCCCCACUGUCAACGCCCUCCGUGAUGCGAACCGACCUCCACUGAGACGUGGUGCCACCGAGCCCCAAAAGAAGCAGCGCCCCAGCCUCCUCUCUGCCGACACUGCCCUCAAUACUCCUACCUCGAUGCCUUUUGCCGAUAUCCGCCCAUCUCCUAGCGUCUUUGCGUCGGCGGGACUGGUGAAGAAAAAGUCGCGCUUCUCGGGUGUCGAGAUUCCCAAAUUCGGGAGCGAGCCGGCGGCAGAUCACAAGAGGAAAAAGUCGUUUUCACAGUUUGGUAAUCCGAUGAUGAACCCGCCCAGCCCGGUCUCGCCCAUCAGACCGAUGGGGCGGCCAUUUGUGCCUCCUCUGGAUUCAGGGGUAGGUAAAAUCAUUUCGUCGAAUGCUGCGGCUGCUCUGCAAGCUGCGCAGAGGACGAGAGGUCUGAGAAAGAAGAGAAGCUCGAUGUUCAAAAGCGGGAGCUCGAUCAGUAGUCUUGAUAUGAUUCGGGGCAACAGUCGAAGCUCGCUGCAAGGUGUUUCUUUGUCACCAGUGACUCCCACCAAGCCAGAUUCGAUGCGCUAUGGCAUCACGACUCCAUCCCCUGUCCGAGCUGCUGUGGUUUACCCUUUCGCGUCAGCCAAUGCGGUCGACAUGGACCUCUUCUCCACACCUCCAUCCAACCGGUACGCUCGCCCAGGUGCCCUCGAUGCCCCCAUCGCCGAACGAUAUCGAUCUAUGCUGGCAGGCAGUCCUAUUGCCGAAGGUCGCGUUGUCCAACUUCCCAUGGUCCGAACCUCCAACCCCAUGCUGGCUGCCAACUUUAAGAGUGCCGCUCCGAUCACUACGCCUGCCCGUGGACAAGCUACAGAAAGCUUGGCGUCGUGUGCAGGCAAGUUUGGGGGUGACGGUAUUACGAGGUUGGAGACCGACUUUACACUGGUGGAUAACCUUGGAAGUGGAGCCUUUUCGCAGGUGUGGAAAGUGCGUGAGAAGAAGACGAGCAAGGUUUAUGCUGUCAAAGCGGGCAAGCCAUAUACUGGCAUCAAGAACAGGCUGCGCCAGCUGGAGGAGAUUGCCAUCCUGCGUCAACUGUCUCUUGAUCCUCACCCCAACGUGAUCCAUUACGUUGACUCGUGGGAAUCCCAUUCUCGUCUUUACAUUCUGACUUCUUUGGUCGAAUGCGGCGAUCUCUCGAGCUUCCUAUCCUUGCUGAGUGACCACGGCGGUAUUCGCGAAGCCCGAGUCUGGAAAGUCCUUGACGAGCUCUCCCAGGGCAUCGAACACAUUCACAAGCACUGCUUUCUCCACCUCGACAUCAAGCCUUCCAACAUUCUCAUCAAGUCUGACGGCGGCUUGGUCAUUGCUGAUCUGGGUAUGGCUGUUGUAUGCGGUGCUGGCCCUGAUGGGCGCAUGCUAGGUGGGAUGAGUCCUGCUUUGCCCGAAAGAGAUCAGCAGGGCGGCUUCGUUUGGGAAAUAGCUGAGACACCUAUGGAUGAUGGCAAGGCGCCCGCGAUGGUGCCCAGUCCGAUCAUGGACAGGGAUGUUGAAGGAGACCGAGAGUACCUCUGCCCAGAGGCAUUGUGCGAAGCGGAUAUGAUUGGGAAGGGGGCGGACGUGUUUAGUCUGGGAUUGUUGUUGCUGGAAGCUGCUCUAAACGUCGUUUUGCCUAGCAACGGCGACGCCUGGGUCCAACUUCGCAAUGACGACUUUUCCGACUUGAAAGGCAUCUAUAUUCCUCGUUCUGUAACGUCAUCCCCCCCUCACAACCCUCCUGCCGAUGACCCCAACAUGCCCGUCCUUUCCGGCGACAUCCUGAUGGUCAUCAAGGGAAUGAUGAAGUCGAACCCCAACCGACGUUGGGGUUUGGAAGAUGUGUGGAGCUACCCUGUGGUCCAGAAAGUCAGGGGGAUGGAAAGGGGGAAGGCGCUUGUAGAGGAAAGCGAAGAAUGGCUGAAGAAGAUUCUCGGAGAGGCCUUGUAG